This is a messenger RNA of Petromyzon marinus (sea lamprey), 421 nucleotides long. Lineage: Eukaryota; Metazoa; Chordata; Hyperoartia; Petromyzontiformes; Petromyzontidae. The record is from RefSeq and is a predicted model, not a curated record.
AGCUCCGUGUGUCCCUUCGGGGCUCUGACGAAUGGUCUGGAUGCGAGCCUCAUUCUCCAGGGACCUCGGGAGGAAGCAGCAGCAGCGUCAGUGACUGCUAUCGUCCCACACCUCUCAGGCCGGGCCAUGCGUCACGUGACCUGCCUGGCCCUGCUGGGCGCUGCUCUCCUCUGCGUCUCCCUGGCGAUGCCCGCCUGCAGUCCCCACGGCCUCGCCGGGAGCUACCCAACUGGAGCUACUCGGCCUCCGACUUCUGGGCAUGGGUGCACGAGUUGCGGGCCACGGGCGCCUACGACCCGCACAGCGACAUGGCCCGCGUCUACUGGGCCCACUUCCCAGUGGCCACCACGCUGGGGUUCGAGGCGGGCUCCCAGGAGGAGUGACACCCCUCCCCGCCUAGCUACCCACCCACCUACCUACC